Messenger RNA from Coregonus sp. 'balchen', 24240 nucleotides. NCBI's taxonomy places the organism in Eukaryota, Metazoa, Chordata, Actinopteri, Salmoniformes, Salmonidae. The record is from the annotation of a GenBank genome assembly.
AUGUACCUGAAACUGUAUUAGGAAUACAUAAUACGAUAUCAGGAAUACUAAACUGAUAUCAUAAAUACAUGAUAUACAUGUUUACUAAUCAUGCCCGUUUGGCUACUACAUAAUUGUUUUUUAAAAACCCUUCCUUCCUUUUUUUCCUUCCUUCCUCCUUCCUUCCUUCCUUUUCCUUUCCCUUCCCCUUUCCCUUUCCUUCCUUCCUUCCUUCCUUCUUCCUUCCUUCCUUCCUUCCUUCCUUCCUUCCUUCCUUCCUUCCUUCCUUCCUUCCUUCCUUCCUUCCUUCCUUCCCUCCCUCCCUCCCUCCCUCCCUCCCUCCCUCCCUCCCUCUCUCUCUCUCUCUUUCCUCCCCAUCUCUCCCUUCUCCUCCAUCUGUCUAACUGGAUUGUGACAGUGCUCUAUCAUAGGGACUGGAAUUUACAUUCAUGUGGUUUCACCCUCAUGUUCUAUAGAUCUGCCAUAGCCAGGGCUGGGCUCUUGUCAGCAUGCCCACAAACAUGCCAUCUGGCCACCCUGCCAAACUAUAGGCCCACUGCCCACAAUCCAAGCACACAUGCAUACAUAUACCCUUAACAGCACCUCCCACUUUCCUCCCCUGGUUGUCAAUGUGUGUGUGUGUGUGUGUGUGUGUGUGUGUGUGUGUGUGUGUGUGUGUGUGUGUGUGUGUGUGUGUGGUGUGUGUUGGAGGGGCAGGAGUAUAGAGAUGAAUCUUGAUUUACAUCUAUUGGCAGGAGUCUGUCUAUGAGGAGUUGUUGAUGUUGUUGUUGUUGUUGUUGUUGUUGUUGUUUGUUGUUUGGGAGGGCCUGGCAGUCAGGCUGUGAGCCAAAACAGCAUUUACUGCUGCUCUUUAAUUAUUUGUUAUUAAAAAAUGUUACUUAUCUAUUUUUUACUCAACACUUAUUUUUCUUAAACUGCAUUGUUGGUUAAGGGCUUGUAAGUAAACAUUUCACUGUAAGGUCUACACCUGAUGUAUUCGGCGCAUGUGACAAAUAAAAUAAAAUAAAAUUGGUUUGAUUCUCUCAGUGGCCUUGGCUGUGUGUGUGUGUGUGUGUGUGUGUGUGUGUGUGUGUGUGUGUGUGUGUGUGUGUGUGUGUGUGUGUGUGUGUGUGUGUGUGUGUGUGUGUGUGUGUGUGUGUGUGUGUGUGUGUGUGUGUGUGUGUGCGUGCGUGUGUGUAUGCAUUUAUAUGUUUAUAUGCGUUGUGUUUGUGUGUUUUGGCAAAAAUUUGAUGAAAAUGGAAUUUCACUCAUAAUUUAAAAAAGCAUCUCUCCCUUUCUCUCUGUCUCUCUCUCCAUCUCUCUCUAUUCUCUGUGUGUGUCCUUGAGGUGAGAGGAAGUAGCAGAGGUGGUCAGUCUGAUAUAAAUGUUUUCAUUAUUUAUGGAGUGAGUGUGUUAGUCCUUCUCACCUCUCUACAGAAAGAUGUAAUUGAAUACAAUAAGAAGCCUUCCAGCUGGCCUACACACACACACGCACACACACUGUGAGCCGCCAACACUGUGAAGGCUUAAUACAGAGAGAAUGUGUAACAGCAUUGGAUGUGUGUGUAUGUGUGUGUGUUUCUUUUUCCUUUCUGUGUGAGAGGCAGGCGGAGCGGUUGUGUUUCUGCUGGUGAAUAGUGUAGCUGCCCUUGGUUACCCCUCCUGCCUCCUUCACCACCGCUUCUGCUUUUCACUCAUAACUACAGUUUGGGACCAGUGAUGAGCACCAUUCAGGGGCUCUGCUUUGUGACUGGGCUGUCUAGAUGCCUUCAGGUUUUAAACUGGUUAUUAUUAUUAUGGUUUCUGCCUGACACAAAAGGAGAGCAAAUUCUCUGAAAUGCAACCAAAAAUAAAGUUAUCACUCUCCAAUUUUUAUUUCAACUUCAACACACAGAUAAAGAAUUGCGUCAGCAGAAAAUGAUGACAGAGUACAGACGCACAUAAACAACCAAAGACGCCAACCAGUGGACCCCUUUAGGCCUUGUGUAUGGAACAGACACAUCACUCCCAGAACCAAAGACCAAUGUUCCUGUUUUCCAGUGACUGCGUUAUGUUUCUAACAUUCUUUUCAUCGUUUCUAACUUCUAUGUCCCUGUGUCCCCUGUCUCAGUGAUGGCUGGGCGGACCGGUACGAUGUGACGGAUGGGUACGUGCGCGAGGCGGCGGGGGGGAUCACCAUCAAGCUGCAGUCAGCUGAUGUGAAGUGGUUUGAUGAGUACUACCUGAAGCUGCGGCCGGACAACAACCUGAGAAACCCCUGGUUCCCUGAGUUCUGGCAACACCGCUUCCACUGUAGGCUGAAGGGACACCCACAGGAGAGCCCCAAGUACAACCGCACCUGCAACAGUGAGUAUACACACACACACACAGUUCUGGAAACCAGGUGUGUUUGUGGGCGUCAAUGAUGACGUCAAAGGAUGUAUGAAGUAGAGAAUGGAGAGAUAUGAUUGUAAGACGUCAGGCAGGAGUGGAGCUCUCAGAUCGGACCAGUCCAUUCAACACAUCUGGACAAAGAGGCUCUUUCAUUCAGCCUGCCGCCACAUUCACUCCUCUGUUCAUUCAUAUAUCUGCAUAUUCAGCUGGGCACUCUCUCUCUCUCUCUGUGUGUGUGUGUGUGUGUGUGUGUGUGGUGUGUGUGUGUGUGUGUACUUUCAUGCAGGGCUAUAGUUCUGCUAAUCACAGAGGCAUCACAGAGCCAUGUUUCUCCAGAACUAAUAUAAAAUGAGCAGGCAGCUUUAGAUCACCCUUUCAUUCAGACACCCCCUCCUUCCAGUACACCUGGAACAUCUCUUUUAUGUCCAAAGUCUCUCUCCUCGCUCCUCUCUCUCGCUCUCUCUCUCUCUCUCCCUCCCCCCUCCUUCUCUCGCCUCUCUCUCCCUCUCUCCUCCCUCUCUCUCUCUCUCUCUCUCUCCCCCUCUCUCUCUUGCCCCCUUUCUCUUCUCUCUCCCCCUCUCUCUCUCUCUUCUCUCCCCCCCUCUCUCUUGCCCCCUUCUCUCUUAUCUUUCCCCCCUCUCUCUCUCCCCUCCCUCUCUCUCUCUCGCCCUCUUUCUCUCUAUCUCUCCCCCUCCCUCUCCUCCCCCCCCUCUCUCGCCUCUCUUUCUCUCUAUCUCUCCCCCCUCCCUCUUCUCUCUCUCUCUCUCCUCCUCUCUUCUCUCCCCCCUCCUCCCUCUCUCUCUCCCCCCCUCUCUCUCUCCCCCCCCCUUUCGCUUCCCCCUCCCCCACCCCCGCCCUCCCUCUCUCUCUCUCUCUCUUUCGCACCAUUCAUAUGUAAAACUUCCGGUGUGAUUGCUUCAAAAGGACUCAUGUAUUCUAAUGAAAAUGAACUGAACAAGAUGAGACAGAAGCCCCGUUUAUACCUGGUUCAAACAUGCGUCCGUUGUCCUGAUCUUGUCCACAUUCUGAUUGUGCCCAAAUUUGUCAACAGGUGUAGACAAUCAAAAGACGCAUUGUGAUCUGAUUGUGAUUAGAUCUACCCGACCACAUCCGGAGGUAGUCGAAGAUGCAUCUUGUACAGACAUCCUUGAAGUGUAAACAAAUCCGGACUAUGAAAACGUAUACAUUUGGCCAAUGUCCCACCCUCUCAACAAAACAAUCCCGCUGGCCAGUUGGAUUAGGAUCAUGGUCUUCAUUAGAAACCAAGAGUCUACUGGCAUUGUGGUCGGAUGCCACAGUCCAAUGCCGCAUCCAGCUCUGAAUAAAAUGGGCAUGUAGAAAUAAAGAUAUUUAUGAGAGAUCGUCCCAAAUGAGAGAAAAAGGGUUCUCCCGUUCCCACGUCCAAAUCCAGCGCAAAAUCUAAUAUUUAAAAACAUCGUAAGCUACAGAAAGGCCAAGGACUGUAAUAGUAGAAUUUUAACUGAACUACAAAUAAAUUGGGGAGGCAUGGGACGGACUAUUAUGGAGCCGCAGCAGAAGAGAACAGUCCAUGACAAGUGUAUGGCAAGGUAUAAUGUGGAGGUCUAAUGUUCCCCUGUACCUUUAGAUCAAGGUAUAAUGUGGAGGUCUAAUGUUCCCCUUGUACCUUUAGAUCAAGGUAUAAUGUGGAGGUCUAAUGUUCCCCUGUAUCUUUAGAUCAAGGUAUAAUGUGGAGGUCUAAUGUUCCCCUGUAUCUUUAGAUCAAGGUAUAAUGUGGAGGUCUAAUGUUCCCCUUGUACCUUUAGAUCAAGGUAUAAAUGUGGAGGUCUAAUGUUCCCCUUGUAACCUUUAUAUCAAGGUAUAAUGUGGAGGUCUAAUGUUCCCCUUGUUACCUUUAGAUCAAGGUAUAAUGUGGAGGUCUAAUGUUCCCCCCUGUACCUUUAGAUCAAGGUAUAAAUGUGGAGGUCUAAUGUUCCCCUGUACCUUUAGAUCAAGGUAUAAUGUGGAGGUCUAAUGUUCCCCUGUACCUUUAGAUCAAGGUAUAAUGUGGAGGUCUAAUGUUCCCCUGUACCUUUAGAUCAAGGUAUAAUGUGGAGGUCUAAUGUUCCCCUGUACCUUUAGAUCAAGGUAUAAUGUGGAGGUCUAAUGUUCCCCUGUACCUUUAGAUCAAGGUAUAAUGUGGAGGUCUAAUGUUCCCCUUGUACCUUUAGAUCAAGGUAUAAUGUGGAGGUCCAAUGUUCCCCUGUACCUUUAGAUCAAGGUAUAAUGUGGAGGUCUAAUGUUCCCCUGUACCUUUAGAUCAAGGUAUAAUGUGGAGGUCUAAUGUUCCCUGUACCUUUAGAUCAAGGUAUAAUGUGGGAGGUCUAAUGUUCCCCUGUACCUUUAGAUCAAGGUAUAAUGUGGAGGUCUAAUGUUCCCCUUGUACCUUUAGAUCAAGGUAUAAUGUGGAGGUCCAAUGUUCCCCUGUACCUUUAGAUCAAGGUAUAAUGUGGAGGUCUAAUGUUCCCCUGUACCUUUAGAUCAAGGUAUAAUGUGGAGGUCUAAUGUUCCCCUGUAUCUUUAGAUCAAGGUAUAAUGUGGAGGUCUAAUGUUCCCCUGUACCUUUAGAUCAAGGUAUAAUGAACGAUGGGCUAUUCACACUCUAUUUAAGUUGCUAUAUCAGAUAUGAAAAUAAUACAUUGGUGUUAAAAUGCAAUCCUUUUCGAUUUUAAUAUUUUAUAUUAUAUUCUGUAAAUCUUUGGCAUUUUCCAGCUAGCAAUACAGUGCAGAAUAUGUCCAAACUGAUGCUUAAUGGCGCAUAGCUUUCUGAAAGCAUGAGCGAGGCCACUGUCUAAUAUAAUGUAGGCUUCAAUACGAAGAACUCUUUAGGCUACUUUUAGAUUGACACUUUAUUUCUUUAUAAAGCCAUUUGCUUUACACAUGUGCGCCUUUGUACUUUUGAUUGAUUGUCGCUUUUAUCCGUGCAUUUUCAUAAUUUGACCAGGCAUCCUACUGGGAACACCAUUUCAUUUCAAUGUGGAAAUGUGGGUACUUUUUGGUUGAGACGUUGAUCAAUGAGAUUUCAAUCUUUAUUCACUCACUCAAAAAGUGUUAUCACUGCACUUUCAACCAUUUAAAGCACAAAAAAGAUCAAAUGGGAAUACAAUGUCAGAUAUUUUGUAUUUAUACAAUAACUUAAUGUGUUAUCACUGUGCUUCAUCUAAUAGCACAACGAAAUGACCUGGACUGUAGUUGAGAUUCCAUUAAAAGUACAUGGUGCAAGUGAUCAAUGCUGAUUUUUAUAUUGCGAAGAUCUCCACAGACCUGCGACCUUUGCAUGCUAUCUUGAACAUGCACGCUUUCUAUGAUUACAUAAUAAGACUUUUAUAGUUACAGUAACCUCAAAAUGUGGCCAUGGAUGUGUUACUCAUUUUAAGGUUGCAUAAAAAUGGUUACAUUAGUUUAUAAGAUAGCCUUAACUUUAGGGUAUUUACUGUAUUACAAAAGUAAUAUUGAAUUGUGUUAGGUUGACAACGCAACCAAAUAUUACCAUUUAGGAGAUGUAUCUAAUGCUUGGACAGUUUAAUCUGAGCCACUGGCUUUAUCUUAUAUUUUUGGUUUAGUUGGGGAUGUGAAUCCAACAUAUAAUUUGUUAACUUGUCGACAAGUUAAUAUGCUAUUUACUGUAUUGCAAAAGUGAUAUUGAGUUGUGUUUGGUUGUCAACGCAACCAAAUAUCAACAAUUGAAGGAGAUGCCACUGACUUAGUCUGACUUUAAUUCUCAACCAAAAAUCAAAGUUAAGGAAUAGGACUAAAUCAAACUUUAAAUGCACCUUAAAUAAAGUUUGACUAUUCUUUAACUUAGAUUUUUGGUUGAAAUGGAGACGUGAAUCCAACAUAUUCAUGAUUAACUUGAAGAUUACAUUUCAACCACAGCUUGAAACCCUAGGCCUAUAUGUAUUGUCUAUUUUUAGUUGAACCCUGGGGUUGAAUUGAAACAACAGCUGUUGAUGACUUCACAAAUGUUAUAUAGGCCUAGAUACUAUCAUUGAUAGGGCUGUUACGGUGACCGUGUUACCGCCACACGGCAGUCAAAUGCCAUUUACAUUUACAUUUUAGUCAUUUAGCAGACGCUCUUAUCCAGAGCCACUUACAGUUAGUGAGUACAUAAAAAAAAAAAAUCAUACUGGCCCCCUGUGGGAAUCGAACCCACAACCCUGGUGUUGCAAACGCCAUGCUCUACCAACUGAGCUACACGUUUAGUCACAGUAAUUAGGCUUCUCCAAGCUCUAAUGCUGCUGAUGAUCAUUAGUAGCCUACCAAACUUGCUAACUGCCUGGUACUCAGCACUCUAUUGUCCCUAUAAUCACUCUGAAAUCAAUGCAAAUCUAAUGAAAAAUCGAAUCAAACACUUCAUAAGAGCCCAUGAGCUCAUGUUGUGCAACAUUUCAAUAGGCUAUGCAAUUGCGUGAGAAAACAGAGUGAUGGCCUAUAUUAAAAAGAGGAGGAACCCAUCAGCUUUCUAUAGGCUAGGCCUACUAUAUUUAUUUCUCAACUUUCCUAAUAUUAAGCACAUUGCUUCUCUUUACAACAGGAGUAUAGCCUACCUGGCUGGCAUGAAAAUGAACCACGGAAAAACCGUCCUCCAUUCGCUAUUUAAGUGCAUAGAUUACAUGUAUUUUUCCCCUGCUGCUGUUUCGAGACAGGUGCAUGAUAAUGGUCCAUUCUAAAUCAAAACUAAUUUCACACAUAUAUUAUUUAGUAAUGUAAAGACAAGAUUAAAUCAAGAAUAGUCUGAUGGGUGACAAUAUUAACCUAUCACUUGUGAAUUAUAUAUAAUCACUUGUGAAUGAUGCCCAGCUUGUGUGCAGUAAGCAAGAAACAGUGCAUGCCUUUUUUUGCGACUUUUUCAAAUCAUAGUCGCACACCUCAUGUAGCCUAGCCCAUAGGCCUAUAUGUUUUGAUAAGGUUUGUAUCACAACUAAAGUGGCCAAAUAACUUCUUAAAAUUAAGCACAUUAAUUUGCUUUACAAUGGGUGUAGAGCCUAACUGGCAUACAUACGCUAAUUGAUUGCAUUUUGGAACAUUCGUGCUUAUAGCCUACUGCCGUGUGCACAUUGUUGCGCUUAUAAUGUGAAGAAUUAGCCUAAUAGUUUAUCAACAGUUUGAAGCUAAACAUUCUGAUCUGUUGCGUCAGCGUCAUUGCUUAAAAACGUUUUUUUGAAGCUAGUGGUUGUUUUAAUUUGGGAUCUAUCCCAUCCCCACAACUGUCCCAGACUAUGUUUGGAAUAUUUAUUUCUUGCACAGAAUAGAAUAGGUCAACUUUUGUACUUUUGUACAUAGGCUAGUGCUUUUGCUGUUCGUUAGGCCGACUCGUCUUGUUGGCUGACGAAAAGUAAAUGUGGACAGUUUUUCCAAUAUCUUCAACAUGCACCUUGGAAUUGGAUAAGAAUGUACGCAGUUGCGUCCCUGAUGUGUCUGUCUUCACUUGUAGCCUGUGAAAAAGAUCACGUGACGGGCAUUGGCUAAUAAGAAUUCAGCUAUCUGAGAGAGCCAUGUGAGUCAGAGGUUCUUCGGAGCACGCAGCCGGGAGAAGGGAAUUAUAAUUAUUAUAUUCAGCCCAAGGGCACAAUGGCCACUGUCCACAAAAGGCAUGGAUUGUUUUAGGGGGAAUUACAGCCACACAAAGGGGAUGCCGUCGGGAAAUUCGAAGGCAUUAUCAAGUGAUUGUCAAAUUGUGAAUGAGAUGAAGUGUGUACAGCCUGCACAAAAAACAAAGCAGAGCUCAUGCCUUUCAUGUGACUUUUUUCAAAUCAUCAUUAGAGUCGCAUCAUGCAGCCUUAGAAUGUAUUAAAAAUCUAAACAUAUAGCCCAACGUUUGUAUCACAACUAAAGUUACAUAAAUAACUCUAAAUUAAGCAUAUAGGAGUACCUGUUUCUUUGUUAACCGCUCAACACAGAAUAGCCGCAUGUGCGCAUUCCUUCAAAUCGUUUUGAGAAAAAAUGACAGAAUAGCAUCCUCUGAGUUGUCCUUAUGUUAGGCCCUGAUCUGGCUAUGCCAUAAGGCUGUGGGCUACACUAGUUCAUUUAGCAGACAAAAUUUGCUUAGAAUUCCAUGCCAUUUUCUAUUUUAUUCAGCUUUGUUCAAUUGUAUUCUUCAUACUAUAAAAGAAUAUAAAAUAAUGCCAUGGAAUUCUAAGCAAGAGAUACUGUAGGUUCCCAAAACACAAAAUAUGUUCAGUUGUUAUGACAUUCAUACAAUGUUUAAGUUAGGUUGCAAAGGACAAUCCUUUAAUAUUGUAAGAAUGUUGAGAAUCUUCUGUAAGAAUCUCCAACUGUACAGCUUUUUUGUGUUUUGGGAACAUAUAUUUUGUGAUGUCCCCACAAUGUUCCCACCAGACUGUUUCCACAACCUAAUGAAACAUUCUGGGAACCUUUAAAGAACAGAUUAAAUGUUCUCCCAGUAUGUCACUUUUUUUCUUCCUAUGGUGCUGUUUAGGCCUUAUUUACAAUACAAGAUUACAAUAAUGUAAAGACAAGGUAUGUAAACAUCCAUGCUUAAAGAACAACCCUGUCCAGACCUGUUUGGAUAAUGUGUUGCACCAUUCAGAGAUGCACUUUGUAGCUUACUCUGUAACUUAACCUGUUUCUGUUUCUACUGUGUGCCUUAGAGCCUAAAUGGCAUUUUUAUUUCUACUGUGUAUUAUUUGUAUUUUGUACACAUCCAAAUACUCAGAUCGUUUGUGUGGUGACUUUUUUAGGGAUGGGAGAGAUUCUGUGAAUAUUUAUUGGCUGUGGACAGGUUGAGGUUAUCGGGACAGUAACUUAUCGUAGCUUAAAAGAGUCAGGACAGUAGACUAUUAGGCCCAGUCUUAAAUCGUUGGAUAACAAAAGUAAGUUGUAAUGAUGAAAGUAUAUAACUAUUGACUAUAAAAAUGUGCUGUUUUUUGUCGAUUUAUACAGCUUGUGUCAUAAUGGGAGGUCCAAGGCAGGUUGGAUUAAUUUCAACACAGGAAGGGACCAGGGAAUCUGGUCGCAAUACGGACGAAGUGGGCAGAUAAGAUACACAGUUUAUUACCAUGUGUAGACGCAACAAAUCUCGGAUCAUCUUGAUCAGAUGACGACAACCACAUGUUAAUGCAAGGUGUAACCACGGCUAGAGAGGAGAGGUGUGGGAGGAGAUGGGAAAAGAGGGUGUUUGAAGUUUCAUAAAGGCAGAACAGGUUAUUAGAUACAGGUUGGUCUAAUUGGUCUCUUCCUUUUUCUCUCCCUCCCUCCAUCCUUAUCCCUCCAUCUCCCCCCCACCCCCCCUCCCCUCCCUCCAUCUCCCCCCUCCCCUCCCCUCCCUCCAACCCCCUCCCUCCUCCUCUCCCUCCAUCCCCCAUUCCAUCUCCCCCUCCCCUCCCUCCAUCUCCCCCCUCCCCUCCCUCCAUCUCCCCCCGCUCCCUCCAACCCCCUCCCUCCUCCUCUCCCUCCAACCCCCUCCCUCCUCCUCUCCCUCCAUCCCCCCCUCCAUCUCCCCCUCCCUCCAUCUCGCCCUCCAUCUCCCCCUCCCCCCCUCCAUCUCCCCCUCUCCCUCCAUCCCCUCCCGCUCCCCCCCUCCCACAUCUCCCCUCCCCUCCUCUCCCUCCACCCCCCUCCCCUCCCCUCACCCCCCUCCUCGCCAUCCAUCUCCCACCUCUCCCUCCAUCUCCCCCCUCCUCCACCCCCCCGCCAUCCACCACCACCACCCCCCCCUCCAUCUCCCCCCCUCGCCCUCCAUCUCCCCCCUCCCCCUCCCCUCUCCCUCACCCCUCCCUCUUCCUCUUCCCCCUCUCCUCCAUCUCCCCCCUCCCCUCCCUCCAUCUCCCCCCUUUCACCAUCCACCCCCUCCUCCAUCUCCCCCCUCUCCCUCCAUCUCCCCGCGCCCUCCCCUCCAUCUCCCCCUCCCUCCAUCUCUCCCCCCUCCCUCCAUCUCCCCCCCCCCCAUCUCACCCUCCCCUCCCUCCACCCCCUCCCCCCCCUCCCCUCCCCCUCCCCUCAACUCCAUCUCUCUCCCUCCCCCCCCCCCCCCCCCCCUCCCCUCUCUCCAUCUUCCCAUUCUCUCUUUUUCUGUCUUUCUCCUCUCUGGUUCUCUCCCAGAGCGGGAGUCAUUGCGACAGCAGUAUGCCCAGGACACUAAGAUGGGCUUUGUGAUCAAUGCCAUCUACUCCAUGGCCUAUGGGCUCCAUAACAUGCAGCGCUCACUCUGCCCAGGCUACCAGGUGGGUGCUACUGGACUGGACUGGACUAAACACAACCCACUGUCACUAUUAUAGUUGAUUAUAGUUGGGAUUGCUCAUAUUGUCAUCGAGAUGAUGAUGGUGAUGAUGAUGUUGAUGAUGCUGCUGAUGAUGAUGAUGAUGAUGGUGUUGAUGAUGAUGAUGAUGAUGAUGAUGUUGAUGAUGAUGAUGCUGAUGAUGGUGAUCCAGGGGCUGUGUGAUGCCAUGCGACCUAUAGAUGGAGCCACACUGCUGGACUUCCUGAUGAAGACCAACUUCACAGGCGUGUCUGGAGAAGGCAUCCUGUUUGACGAGAACGGAGACUCACCUGGCCGGUACGUGUGUGUGUGUGUGCGCGCGUGUGUGCGUGUGUAUAUGUGCGCGUGUGUGCGUGUGUGUGUCUAAAUAGGACAUCAUAAAUAACAAGAGCAGUGAGUCACCUGGCUGUGGUGAUCUCAUCCCAUAUAUCUCUGUACCUUAGUAUGUAUGUAUCAAUAGAUUCAGAGGUACUGACUCCUGUGUGUGUGUGUGUGUGUGUGUGUGUCUCUGUGUGUGUGUCUCUGUGUGUGUGUGUGUCUGUGUGUGUGUCUGUGUGUGUGUGUGUGUGUGUGUGUGUGUGUCUGUGUGUGUGUGUUUGUGUGUGUGUCUGUGUGUGUGUGUGUGUGUGUGUGUCUGUGUCAGAUAUGAGAUCAUGAACUUUAAGAAGAUGGGGAAGGACUACUAUGACUACAUUAACGUAGGGAGCUGGGACAACAGUGGGCUGAAGAUCGAUGAUGAUGAAAUCUGGGCCAGCAAGGACACCAUCAUCAAAUCAGUCUGCAGCGAACCCUGUGACAAGGGACAGAUAAAGGUGAAACGCACCCUAGGGGGGAAGGGAGGGAGGAGGUGAAAGGCUGGCAAUGACAAGGACCCUUCUAGAUUAUCUCUGUUGAUGUUUCGAUCUCAUUGGUGCAUUCUCUCUAAGAUAGUAUUUUUGCAGCAUUCUGAUUGGUGGGUUUUUCCUGAGCUGAUGAGGGUGUUUUUCUGGUGUGUGUGUCCUCCAGGUGAUCCGUAAAGGAGAGGUGAGCUGCUGCUGGACCUGCACUCCCUGUAAGGAGAAUGAGUUUGUGUUUGAUGAGUACACCUGCCGAGCCUGUGACCUGGGCUCCUGGCCCACCUUCCACCUCACAGGUAACACACACACACACACACAAAAACAAAGACAAACACACAAACACACACUGAGGGUGUAUGGAUUGGCCUCUUUGCUCUUGGAAGUCUCCUCUAAAUGAAUCUCUUCAGUCUGGCUGAGCUGGAUCAGAUGCCAUCACACAGGUUAACUCCACAGACUGACUCAUUCACACAUCCCGCCCACAUCCUGGAAACACACACACACGCACAAAUGCACACACACAGACACAAAGAAAAACAAACAUGAAAUAUGGGUACAUUUACAUAAUGGUGUUUUUUCAAUUGUACAAUUCAUCUUUCUCCAUCAGAGGAGCACAUUUUUGUUGACAGCAAAGAGGGCAUGUUCUUUCAGCAGCACUGUUAAAUUCUUAGUGUUAUUAUGUGUGUGUGUGUCUGUGUGUGUGUGUGUGUGUCUAUGUGUGUGUGUGAUACGUGUGAUAGAAGGAGUCAGGCGCAGGAGAGUAAUACGCAUCCAAAGAGUUUAUUCCGUCGAUAAACAGUUGCGCAAGCAUGCGACAACAACACUCAGGCACAGGGGAAAAUACUACCCUGGCAACAACAAGGUAAGGGUAGCUCAACCGAGCUACACACAGCUCACUACAAACAAUCACCCACACAGACAAGGAAGCAGAGGGAACACUUAUACAAUGAAUAAUUGGGGCUAAGAACCAGGUGUGUGUGAUUAAUUAGACAAGACAAGUGGAGUGAUGAUAAAUGGAUCGGCAGCAGCUAGUUAGCCGGUGACUACGAACGCCGAAACCUGCCCGAACAAGGAGGAGAGGCAGCCUCAGCGGAAGUCGUGACAGUACCCGCCCCCCCUUGACGCGCGGCUCCAUCAGCGCGCCGACCCCGGCCUCGGGGACGGCCAGGAGGACACAGAGCAGGUCGAGCCGGAUGGCGAUGGUGGAAAUUCCGUAACAUGGAGGGAUCGAGGAUAUCCCUCACCGGGACCCAGCACCGUUCCUCCGGACCGUACCCCUCCCACUCUAUGAGGUACUGAAGGCCCCCCACCCGACGCCUCGAAUCCAGGAUGGAACGGGCCGAGUACGCCGGGGCCCCCUCAAUGUUAAGAGGAGGUGGAGGGACCUCCCGCACCUCAGACUCCUGGAGUGGACCAGCUACCACCGGCCUAAGGAGAGACACAUGAAACGAGGGGUUAAUACGGUAAUCAGGGGAAAGUAAUAACCUAUAUGUGACCUCGUUGACUCUCCUCAGGACUUUGAACGGCCCCACAAACCGCGGGCUCAGCUUCCAGCAGGGCAGGCGGAGGGGCAGAUUCCGGGUCGAGAGCCUGACCCGAUCCCCCGGUACAAAGACGGGGGCCUCACUGCGGUGGCGGUCAGCGUUGGCCUUCUGACGACGCACGGCGCGUUGGAGGUGAACGUGGGCAGCAUCCCACCUCUCCUCCGCACGCCAAAACCAGUCAUCCACCGCAGGAGCCUCGGUCUGGCUCUGGUGCCACGGUGCCAGAACCAGUUGGUAAUCUAGAACACACUGGAAAGGCGUUAGGUUAGUGGAGGAGUGGCAGAGAGAGUUCUGGGCAUAUUCUGCCCAUGGCAAGAACACUAACCACUCCCUCGGCCGGUCCUGGCAGUAGGACCGCAGGAACCUACCCACGUCCUGAUUUACCCGUUCCACCUGCCCAUUACUCUUGGGGUGGAACCCAGAGGUCAGGCUGACCGAGACCCCCAGACGUUCCAUGAACGCCUUCCAGACCUUGGACAUGAACUGGGGACCUCGGUUAGACACUAUAUCCUCUGGUACCCUGUAGUGCCGGAAGACGUAAGUAAACAGGGCCUCCGCAGUCUGCAGGGCUGUGGCGAGACCGGGCAGAGGAAGGAGGCGGCAGGACUUUGAGAAGCGGUCCACAACGACCAGGAUGGUGGUGUUACCUUGGGAGAGGGGAAGAUCAGUCAGAAAAUCAAUGCUAAGGUGAGACCAUGGUCGUUGUGGAACUGGUAAUGGUUGUAGCUUACCCGCUGGAAGGUGCCUAGGUGCCUUACUCUGGGCGCACACCGAGAAGGAGGAGACGUACACCCUCACGUCCUUAACCAAGGUAGGCCACCAGUACUUUCCGCUCAGGCAGCGCACUGUACGACCGAUACCUGGGUGACCAGAGGAGGGUGACGUGUGUGCCCAGAAGAUCAGAUCAUCACGGAUAAGAGCAGGCACGUACUGCAGCCCAGUGUAGAUGGAUCUGUGCGUAAUGCCUGCUCUAUAUCCGUGUCCAUCGCCCAUACUACCGGCGCCACAAUGCGGGAGGCCGGGAGUAUGGGGGUGUUGUCUCUGGGCCUCUCCUCUGUGUCAUACAGCCGGGACAGUGCAUCUGCCUUCACGUUCUUUGUACCCGGAAUGUAUGACAAUGUAAAAUCAAACCGGGUGAAGAAUAGGGCCCACCUGGCCUGGCGAGGAUUCAGCCUCCUCGCUGCCCGGAUGUACUCCAGGUUACGGUGGUCCGUCCAGACGAGGAAAGGGUGUUUCGCCCCUUCGAGCCAAUGCCUCCACACGGUCAAAGUUCGGACAACAACCAACAGCUCCCGAUCACCAACGUCGUAGUUCUGCUCCGCCGGGCUGAGCUUCUUCAAGAAGAAGGCACAGGGGCGAAGCUUGGGUGGCGUGCCCGAGCGUUGGGAUAGGACAGCGCCCAUCCCUACCUCGGACGCAUCCACCUCCACUACAAACGGUAGUGAUGGAUCGGGGUGGGCUAGUACCGGAGCUGAGGUGAACAGACCCAGCAGUCUCCUGAAGGCCAGAUCCGCCUCAACAGACCAACGGAGCCGGGACGGCCCACCCUUCAACAGGGAUGUGAUGGGGGCUGCGACCUUGCCAAAGCCCCGGAUAAACAUUGAUAGUAGUUGGCAAAGCCAAGGAAUCCCUGCACCUCCUUAACCGUGGUUGGAGUCAGCCAAUUACGCACGGCUGAAAUGCGAUCUCCCUCCAUCUCCACCCCUGAGGUGGAAAUGCGGUAUCCAAGGAAAGAGAUGGACUGCUGGAAAAACAUACACUUCUCUGCCUUAGUAUAAAGGUAAUUCUCCAACAGUCGGGCCAGCACCUUGCGAACCAGGGACACAUGCUCAGUGCGAGUAAUGGAAUACACCAGGAUGUCAUCGAUGUAGACCACUACACCGCGACCAAGCAUGUCCCGAAACACCUCGUUCACAAAGGACUGGAAAACUGAGGGAGCAUUCAUCAAACCAUAGGGCAUCACCAGGUAUUCAUAAUGCCACGUGGUUGUGCUGACUGCUGUUUUCCACUCAUCCCCCUCUCGAAUACGCACCAGGUUGUACGCACUCCUGAGAUUCAAUUUGGUGAAGAAGCGCGCCCCAUGCAUCGAUUCAACCAUUGAAGGAAUGAGGGUGAGAGGAUAACUAAAUAUGAUUGUCUCCCUGUUCAGUGGUUGAUAAUCAAUGCACGGGCGCAGACCUCCGUCCUUCUUCUUCACAAAGAAGAAUCUCGAGGAGGCGGGUGAAGUGGAGGGACGUAUAUACCCCUGAAGCAGGGACUCGGUGACAUAUGUCUCCAUAGCCACCGUUUCCGCCUGUGACAGGGGGUAUAUAUGACUCCUGGGAGGUACAGCAUAUACCCUGAGGUUUAUCGCGCAAUCCCCUGCCCGGUGAGGUGGUAACUUAGUCGCCUGCGCUUUAGAGAACGCUUGCGCCAGAUCACGGUAUUCGGGGGGAAGGCGCACUGUGGAGGUACUAUCUGGACUUUCCACCGUGGUGGCACCAACGGAAACAUCUAGACACCUACCCUGACACUCACGCGACCACCCCUUGAGAGCCCUCUGCGGCAAUGAGAAGUUGGGGUUGUGGAGUGCUAACCAAGGGAUACCUAAUACCACAGGGAAAGCAGGAGAUUCAAUAAUCGAAAAAAUCACCUGCUCAAAAUGAUUCUCCUGGGUGAUCAUGGUGACUGGUAUAGUGACUUCCUUAACCAACCCGGACCGUAAUGGUCGACUAUCGAGUGCUCUGAGGGGACGUGGAAUGGAGAGGGGAACCAAUGAAAUGCCUUGACGGCGUGCGAAUGCCCUAUCCAUAAAGUUCCCAGCUGCGCCUGAAUCGACUAGCGCCUUACACUGGGGAACUACCAUGUGAUCGGGAAAGUGGAUAGGUAGUGUACAGUGCACAACAGAGGGCUCUGAACAAGUGUGGGUGUUUCGAUACCUGGGGUGAUGCGUGAGAGCCCUGCCUUUCGCCUCCAGGCCUAAAAGAACGUUGACUACGACGUGUGGUGGAUAUUCCCUUCGUGCCACCAGAGUGGCACUGUCGCUGUCCUCCUCCGCUCUCUUGACUGGCAGCUCCACCCAGCUCCAUCGGCUCGAGGUCCGAGUCUUCCGGGGUGGAAGCGGGCAGACCCCUACCAGGACGUCCUCUGGCUGCCAGCAGGUUGUCCAACCGAAUGGCCAUGUCCACCAGUUUAUUGAAGGACAACAUGGUGUCCCGGCAGGCUAGCUCCCGUCGGAUGUCCUCCCGCAGAUGGCACCGGAAAUGGUCGAUCAGGGCCCGCUCGUUCCACCCGGACCCCGCUGCCAGCGUCCGGAACUCCAACACGAAGUCCUGCGCGGUCCUCGUCCCCUGCCUCAGGUGGACCAGUCGCUCACCCGCCUCUCGGGCGGGUGGUCGAAUACCGCCCGAAAGAGGCGAGCGAACUCCCUGUAGUCCUCCAACGAGGCUCCUCCUUCGUUCCACACCGCGUUGGCCCACUCCAGGGCUUUUUCACAGAGGCAGGAAACGAGGACGGACACCUUCUCCCGCUCCGAUGGUGCCGGCCUAAUGCUGGCGAAGUAAAGCUCCAAUUGGAGGAGGAAUCCCUGGCACAGCGCCGCUGUCCCCUCAAAUGCCCGUGGACGGGAUAUCUGGAUCCCUCCUGGUGCUGGGGUGUAGGUGGCUGGAUCUGGUUGGCCAGCUGGUCUCGACAGAUCGGGUCUGCUCCUCUCCAGGCGUUAAGACUACCUGAAGAACCCGAUCCAUCGCUUCCCCCAAGCUGGCCAGCAUCGUGGAGUGCUCCUGGACCCGUGCCAUGAAUCCACGCUCUUCUCCUGCUGACUCCAUAGCGGUUGGGUGAUUCUGUGAUGCGUGUGAUAGAAGGAGUCAGGCGCAGGAGAGUAAUACGCAUCCAAAGAGUUUAUUCCAUCGAUAAACAGUUGCGCAAGCAUGCGACAACAAAACUCAGGCACAGGGGAAAUAUCUACCCUGGCAACAACAAGGUAAGGGUAGCUCAACCGAGCUACACACAGCUCACUACAAACAAUCACACACAGACAAGGAAGCAGAGGGAACACUUAUACAAUGACUAAUUGGGGAUAAGAACCAGGUGUGUGUGAUUAAUUAGACAAGACAAGUGGAGUGAUGAUAAAUGGAUCGGCAGCAGCUAGUUAGCCGGUGACGACGAACGCCGAAACCUGCCCGAACAAGGAGGGGAGGCAGCCUUGGCGGAAGUCGUGACAGUGUGUGUGUUUGUGUGUGUGUGUGUGUGUGUCUGUGUGUGUGUGUGUGUGUGUGUGUGUCUGUGUCUGUGUGUGUGUGCGUGUCUGUGUGUCUGUGUGUGUGUCUGUGUGUGUGUGUGUGUCUGUGUGUCAGUCAGUCAGUCACAGUAUAAAUGGAACUUCGUAGAGAAGUGAUUGUCUGAUGCUCCUCAGCAUGCUGUCACAGUUACACGAAUGAUGUAGCUACCUCAGUUACUGAUGAAGACAAUCUACGCAUCAACCAGCAUCCGUCACCUAUACUGACUCUGAAUCUGUACUAUUUCCUCCAGCUAUCUACCUGGAUCGCUCCUCGCAACUCCGCCUCACCCCCGCUCCUACCUCCUCUCUCCCCCCCCCAUCUCGUCUUUCCUGGCCUCUCUCUCUCCUCCUCCUCUCUCCCUCUCCCUCCUCUCUCCCUCUCUCUUCCUCCUCUCUCCCUCCCUCUCCCUCUCUCUUCCUCUCUCUGCCCUCCCUCUCUCUCCUCUCUCCCUCUCCUUCCUCUCUCUCCCUCCUUCCUCCUCUCUCUCUCUCUCCCUCUCUCCCUGCUCGUCUUCCUCUCUCUUCCUCUCUCUCCCUCUCUCUUCCUCCCUCUCUCCCUCUCUCUUCUCCUCUCCUCUCCUCCCUCUGUCUUCCUCCUCUCUCCCUGCUCUCGUCUUCCUCCUCUCAUCCCCUCCUCUUCUUCCUCCUCUCUCCCUCUCUUCCUUCUCUCUCCCUCUCUCUUCCUCCUCUCUCCCUCUCUCUCCCUCUCUCUUCCCCCUCUCUCCCUCUCUCUUCCUCCUCUCUCCCUCUCUCUCCCUCUCUCUUUCUCCUCUCUCCCUCUCUCUUCCUCCUCUCUCUUCCUCCUCUCUCUUCCUCCUCUCUCCCUCUCUCUUCCUUCUCUUCUUAAUUUGACACUGGCAUGGUCACCACUGCACUAAUUAUUCUGUAUUGAGGGCAAUUGUCUAUGCAAAUGUAUUUUAGUGGAGCUAUGGAUAUUGUUCUGUAAUGCAUUCGACUGCUCAUCAUUAUACAGCUGCUAGCCAGCAAGCGCCAAUGUUUAAAACAUGAGCCCAAUGCAUCACAGCUGCGAACACAGAUUCCACACUUUACUGGAGUAUUCUACAGCAACUCUUUAAGGAAAGGAGAGAAGUACACAGGAGAGAAGUAAGCGCUCACGUUUAGCAGCUGUAGAAGAGUCAUUACAUCAGGACAGUAAGUGUGACUGUGGCUGUGGGUAGCUCCCGGCGGCACUGUAACUGCUGUAGUGACGAUGAGUAAACAUUUUCAUUUACCUCUCAAACUCACUCCUGCAUUAGUGAAGGGCCACACUGAGAGAGAGAGAGAGAGAGAGAGAGAGAGAGAGAGAGAGAGCGAGAGAGAGAGAGACAGAGACAGAGACAGAGACAGAGUGAAAGCGAGAGACACACAGAGAGAGAGAGAGAGAGCGACAGAGAGAGAGAGAGAGAAAAUAAAUGGACAGAUGGAUGGAAAAAAAUAAAGUUGGAUGAAUGUAUUGAAAUGGAUUUGAUUUAAGGUUGGAGCAGGGGAGGCCUCAAUACAAAGUUCCUGAGUGACUAAAGUUGAGUUGAAUGUAACUUUAGUAAACAGUGUCUUCCAGAGUUACUGUUUCUUCUCUUAAUGGUACCUCCACUCCCAUUCAGCAAUUACGCUGUUGAUGUCUAAAAGCUUAACUACUUCACUGAUUAAUUUAACUUUAUAGACUGUGUUAAAGGUAGAGGCGUUAAAUGACUUCAUCUAUUUUAACGGCAGUGUGGCGGCGGUGUUCUGUCUGGUUUGGCGUCUCUGGUGUUCUGUCUUGGACUGACCCGCCGGUUCCGGGCUGUAUUUUCAGCUAGCAUUACACCAGCACCUAAUUAGAACUGUCCCUUUAAUUAAUGAGACUUGUCUCACAGCCCAGGAGGGGUGGGGGGACAGCGGGAGAGAGAGAAAGAGAAAGAGAAAGAGAAAGAGAAAGAGAAAGAGAAAGAGAAAGAGAGGGAGAGAGAGGAGGGCACAUGAGACAGUGAAGGUGAGAAAAAAGGAGGGGUAAUUAAAUCCAGAGAAAAAGAGAGAGAAAGAAAGAAAGAGAAACGUAUCAAUGCUGUUUGUUUUUAACCUCUUGCUUUCCCUUUCUCUCUCCACCUCCUCCCCCCUCCAGGCUGUGACCCUAUCCCAGUGGAGUACCUGCGUUGGGGGGACCCAGAGCCCAUCGCUGCUGUGGUCUUUGCUUGUCUGGGACUCUGUGCCACAUUCUUCGUCACCUCCGUCUUCAUCAGGUAACAACUUGUGGAUUUUAACAUAAUAAAUGUGAAAGUCAAUGUCAUAUUCAAACUUUUGUGAUUUUACUCUGUUGUUGGUUGAUAUAUUGGGAAAAUACAACCCAGGGGAUAACGCGUUAAAGCAAUUCCACUUGUUUCCAACGUGGUAUGGCACUGGGAUUGUUUUCAACAUGUAAUUUUAACUGUAAGUUAGUAUAUUUGUUAUAAGGUUAUAAAAUAAACUGUGUGGGUGUAGGUUCCGGGACACUCCGGUGGUGAAGUCGUCUAGCCGAGAGCUUUGUUACAUCAUCCUGGCUGGGAUCUGUCUGGGCUAUCUCUGUACCUUCAGUCUCAUCGCCAAGCCCCACGCUGCACACUGCUACCUACAGAGAUUGGGCAUAGGCCUGUCCCCUGCCAUGAGCUACUCUGCCCUGGUCACCAAGGUACAUCAUCAAGCCCCUCUUUACCUUGAUUCUUUCACCUACCAUGUCCUUGUACAUCUAGACAUGAGUAUCUCACAAACAGACUGUUUGAAGUCAUUAUUACAGAUUUCCCCUUUCUCUCCCGCUAUAAAGUCUAUUCAUUAAUUCAUUCAUUCUCUCUGUCGUGUUUGUUAUUGCAGACUAACUGUAUAAUCCAUAUCCUGGCUGUGUUGUUGUUGUUGUUGCAGACUAACUGUAUAGCCCGUAUCCUGGCUGUGUUGUUGUUGCAGACUAACUGUAUAGCCCGUAUCCUGGCUGUGUUGUUGUUGCAGAAUAACUGUAUAGCCCAUAUCCUGGCUGUGUUGUUGUUGUUGCAGACUAACUGUAUAGCCCGUAUCCUGGCUGUGUUGUUGUUGCAGACUAACUGUAUAGACCCGUAUCCUGGCUGUGUUGUUGUUGCAGACUAACUGUAUAGCCCGUAUCCUGGCUGUGUUGUUGUUGUUGCAGACUAACUGUAUAGCCCGUAUCCUGGCUGUGUUGUUGUUGUUGUUGCAGACUAACUGUAUAGCCCGUAUCCUGGCUGUGUUGUUGUUGUUGCAGACUAACUGUAUAGCCGUAUCCUGGCUGUGUUGUGUUGUGUUGCAGACUAACUGUAUAGCCCGUAUCCUGGCUGUGUGUUGUUGUUGCAGACUAACUGUAUAGCCGUAUCCUGGCUGUGUGUUGUUUGCAGACUAACUGUAUAGCCGUAUCCUGGCGUGUGUUGUUGUUGCAGACUAACUGUAUAGCGUAUCCUGGCGUUGUUGUUGUGCAGACUAACUGUAUAGCCCGUAUCCUGCUGUGUUGUGUUGAGAUACUGUUGCUAUCCUGGCUGUGUGUUGUGUGCAGGACUAACUGUAUAGCCCGUAUCCUGGCUGUGUUGUUGUUGUUGUUGCAGACUAACUGUAUAGCCCGUAUCCUGGCUGUCUUGUUGUUGUUGUUCCAGACUAACCGUAUAGCUCGUAUCCUGGCUGUGUUGUUGUUGUUGUUCCAGACUAACCGUAUAGCUGGUAUCCUGGCUGUGUUGUUGUUGUUGUUCCAGACUAACCGUAUAGCUGGUAUCCUGACUGUGUUGUUGUUGUUGUUGCAGACUAACCGUAUAGCCCGUAUCCUGGCUAUGUUGUUGUUGCAGACUAACCGUAUAGCCCGUAUCCUGGCUGUGUUGUUGUUGUUGUUGCAGACUAACCGUAUAGCCCGUAUCCUGGCUGGCAGUAAGAAGAAGAUUUGUACUAAGAAGCCAAGGUUCAUGUCUGCCUGCGCCCAGCUGGUCAUCGCCUCUCUACUCAUCCUGCUGCAGCUGGGCAUCAUAGUGGCUCUCUUCCUCAUGGAGCCCCCACAGGUAGGCUGUGCCUGCUGGGUGUGUGUAUGUGUGUGUGUGUGUGCGUGUGUGUCAGCUGGGGGUGGCAGGGAAUUGUCAGUCUGAGGGUCUGAGACUGCCUCUUAACGAAUGAAGUGAAUGAUACAUUUACUUGCUGAACUGGCUGAAGUGAAAACCCUGGUGCCAACACGGCCUCCACCUCUACAGUUGACCAAACCCACUUUCUGACUGUAUACAUACUGUACAGCAUCUACACUGAGUGUACAAAACAUUAAGAACACCUUCCUAAUAUUGAGUUGCACCUGUCUCCUCCCCUUCAUCUACACUGAUUGAAGUAGAUUUAACAAGUGACAUCAAUAAGAAGUAAUAGCUUUUACCUGCAUUCACUUGGUCAGUCUGUGUCCGCUCAGUGUAUGUACGCGCUGAUACUGAUGUCUCUACUACCUGCAGGUGAUCCACGACUACCCCAGCAUCCGGCAGGUCAACCGCAUCUGUUACACCACCAACCUGGGCGUGGUGGGGCCGCUGGGCUACAAUGGCCUGCUGAUCCUGAGCUGCACCUUCUACGCCUUCAAGACGCGCAACGUCCCGGCCAACUUCAACGAGGCCAAGUACAUCGCCUUCACCAUGUACACCACCUGCAUCAUCUGGCUGGCCUUCGUCCCCAUCUACUUCGGCUCCAACUACAAGAUCAUCACCAUGUGCUUCAGCGUCAGCCUCAGUGCCACGGUGGCGCUCUGCUGCCUGUUCGUACCCAAGGUAAGACACACAGGACAGAUAGAAACAAACUUCCGCUUUAACAAAAAAGGAAUCAGGUGCUCGACUGAGGGACUUGAAAAGGAAUGUUUUUUGGAAUAUUGUGUUUGGUUAUAAGGGGCUUGUGAAGGGUUAUAACAGGUGUUAUAUAGUGCUUAUAUAUUGUUAUGAAGGGUUAUGAAGCUCUUCUGUCUCUCUCCAGGUGUACAUCAUCCUGGCCAAGCCGGAGCGUAACGUGCGCAGUGCCUUCACUACGAGCACGGUGGUGCGCAUGCACGUGGGCGACGGGAAGUCCUCCUCGGUCGCCAGCCGCUCCUCCAGCCUGGUCAACCUCUGGAGACGACGCGGCUCCGCCGGAGAGACACUCAGGUGUGUGUGUGUGUGCUUGAAUGCGUGUGUGUGUGUGUAGCAGGGAAUACAGAGAGAUCCUGUCGAGCCUGUGUGGGGUCACACAGGAGGUAGCAUUUAGCUGAGGAGGGCACAGAGAUCAGUGAUGGGUCACUGUCGCUAAGUGAAUCUCAUUUGAGGGCCGUUUCAGUAACAGCCUUUUUAGUGCAGGGCCACUUCAAUGAGGGCCAUCUGAGUCAAUGCUUCCUCAGCCACUGUAAGUCUGUCUCUCUGUCUGACCUGAGUCCGACCCACAUACCUGAUUAUGCAGACGGAACUUUCCAGGAGAAAGGGAGAGGGGGAGAGAGUGAGAGGGGGGAGAAAGAGAGAGGGGGGAGAGAGAGAAAGGGAGAUAGAAAACAAGUUGAAGAGGACGAGCUAAAGGUCAACCUCUCUCUAAUGGAACAACCACAUGAUCAAGAAGCCCUAUGAAAUGACAGUGCUGCUCCACAGAAUACAAGGGAAAAGGACAUUCUCUUUAGUCAGCUGGUUACCGUCUCGCUUGGCAAGCAAGUUUACAAUCAGACCAUUAUACGAUGUGUCAGAAAUAUUCCUCUUCCCCCUCCGCUUUCCAUCUUUCUCCCCUUGUUUUCUGUGUGUGUGUGUGUGUGUGUGUGUUUGUGUUGGUGUCUGUUUGCUGAGGUUAUAUGAGUCUCACUAGAGUCCUCCCACCCCUAGCCACAUCAGCAUGAUUUAAUCAGAAGCUCCAUUAUAGAUUAAUCACACUAAUUAACCUGACAAUUGAGAGAGAGAGAGAGAGAGAGAGAGAUGGGGGGAGAGAGAGAAGAGGAGGACAGAGAGGGGAGUUAAAGGUGGAGAGGAGGAAUAGAGAAAAUGAUUUCUACACUGUUAUGCACCAGCUGAAACACACUUGUUUCAUUUCCUGUUUUCACUUCCUGUUUCCUGUCUCUGCAGCUCCAAUGGGAAGUCAGUAUCCUGGGCCCAGACGGAGCGGGGUUCCCGUGGGAACCACCUGUGGCAGCGCCUGUCGUUCCACAUCAAGAGGAAGGAGAACAACCAGACAGCUGUCAUCAAGCCUUUCUCCAAGACCCCAGAGGGGCGCUACAGUGGGGGCGCUGACCUGCCCCGCCACAUGUCCUCCCUCCCCCACUCCCACUCCCACCUUGACGCAGACAAGACCCUGUACGAGCUCACAGAGGCAGAGGAGAGAUACGCCGAGGAGAGAUACCCAAUCACCUACCGGCCCCAGACCCCUUCACCAAUCAGUACUGUCAGCCAGCACCUGCAUGGGGUGGGACUAAGGGAGGAGCCACUUGUGAUGGGCGUACCAACCUACCUGACCGGGGGUUCUGUCGGCGGGGGUGAUGUGUGCGACAGUUCUCUGAUGGAUCAAAUCAGCUGCGUGGUUAACCGUUUCACUGCCAACAUCAGCGAGCUCAACAGCAUGAUGCUCUCCCCGUCCCCCACACACUCUCACACACAUGCCCACACACACACCCUGAUGCCCUCCCACCCUACAGACCCCUUCCUCCUACCCCGGGAGAUCCCCCUCCCCCCCACCAUGACCACAUACGCUGACGUCCAGCCCCUCCCCCCUGUAGAGUCCUACGUAGGGGGACACGCCUGCCUCGCUCACCCCCUGCCACACUCCCCUCACCGUCUCCCUCACCCUCACCCUCGCCUCCUAACUCACCCUCAGGCCUCCCCCUCUCCGGUGCGACACCUCACUGUGGUGGUGGAGUCCCCUCUAAGGAGAGCAGAGCUGGAGGAGGAGCUAAUGAAUCUGACCCCGCCCUCGCCCUUCCGUGAUUCGCUGGGGUCAGGCAGUGGCUCCCCGGUCUCAGAGUCCACCUUGUGUCUGCCCCCGUCCUCGUCCCCUCCGCCCAAAUACGAAAUGCUGACCCUGAGAAACUACAGCCAGAGCUCUUCCUCACUGUGA